UUCAACGUAAAAUGUUCUGCGAGGCGUUUUAACUCCGGCCUUUAUUUCUAACGAUUUUUCAAUUCCGGUCAUGGCUUUUCUUUUUAAACUAUUUACCUUCUUGGCGGUGGCCGCCAUUUUGAUCCAAAUGACACUUGCACUGGAGUUUAUGGAUGAAGACUUUCUGGCAAACGAUGACGGUCAUCACUUGGACGAAGAGUCCGCUGAAGUGCCUGGUAUUUUGACUGGUUAUACCAGAGAUACGAUCGCUCACUUUAAUCCUCGCAAAGUAGAUGGGGGAUUUCGACAAUUGUGGGAACGUGUUCCCCUUCAAAAAGUCGAUGAUAUUAAGCGGAGAUAGGAAAACUUACUCAUUCCUUAUACUCGAUACUCCAGUUGAUUACCUACAAUGUGAAAAAUAUUUAAAAUUAUUAUAAUUUAAAAAAUAUUUUUAUCAUUUUUUUUUUUAAUGCUAUUUAUGAUAUUAUUUGAUAUGAAAAUAUUAAGAAAAAAAAACAUGUCAGUUAAUAUUUAUUAUACUUUUAAAUCGUAGUGGGUGGUUGGAAAGUUUGAAGCCUAUAUUAAAAGAACAUUAAUCC
Drosophila melanogaster (fruit fly) is the source of this 578-nucleotide messenger RNA. RefSeq lists its product as uncharacterized. NCBI's taxonomy places the organism in Eukaryota, Metazoa, Arthropoda, Insecta, Diptera, Drosophilidae. The coding region runs from base 71 to 340 and encodes 89 amino acids. The transcript is spliced from 2 exons. The record is from RefSeq and is marked reviewed.